AAUCAACACUUAUUAUAUUUAUAUUUUCGCAAAUCUUUUCACACAUUCGGUGCGAUUAUGAUAUUGGGGUGGGAAUUGCUGACUGUACAGGUCCACCAACUGAAGUAACUUUUGGAGGGUACGCAAAAUUGUCUCAGAUUGGUUGCGGUAUCCAUUUGAGACAGUUUUCCCGUGCGUAUAUUAUAGACGAUGGCCAAAGUCGUGUUGUAUUUGUCACAGUAGACGCAAUGACAACAGGAAUAGAAGUCAAAAAACAAGUUUUAAACAAUUUGUCCACCAAAUAUGGGAACACUUACACUGAAGAGAAUGUAAUAAUAAGCGGUACUCACUCUCAUUCUACUCCAGGUGGCUGGUUAACGUACCUUUUGUACGACAUACCAAAUUUAGGUUUUGUUGAAGAAAGUUUCAACAACCUUGUUGAUGGUAUUACCCAGUCUGUCAUUAAUGCGCACAAUAACAUCAACAAAGCAAAAAUUUUUCUCACUUCCGGAGUACUACUUAACGCAAACAUAAACCGCAGCCCGGCCUCGUAUCUCCUGAAUCCUGAAGAAGAGCGUGCAAAAUACGACUACAAUGUUGACAAAGAAAUGGUACAAUUAAAAUUUAUCGCGACUUCGAGCAAUAAACCUAUCGGAAUCAUUAACUGGUUUGCCGUUCAUGGAACCUCCAUGAAUAAUUCGAAUUGUUUUGUUAGUUCUGAUAACGUUGGUUACGCUUCAAUUUUACUUGAAAAUUACUUCAAUAAGGGAAAAUUGAUAGGAAAGGGAUCUUUUGUUGGAGCUUUCGCCUCAACAAACCUCGGAGAUGUUUCCCCAAACACUAAAGGACCGAUCUGUGUAGAUACAGGCGAAGCAUGUGACUUUGUUUCAAGUACAUGUAACGGUAAUUCCAAAGUUUGUAUUGCGUCAGGUCCUGGCGAAACAAUGUUUGAAAGUACCAAAAUUAUUGGUGAAAAGCUUUACGAUAAAGCUUUAGAAUUAUUUGAGGACAAAAAUGGUUUUGAAAUUUCUGGUUCAGUUAAAUUUAUUCAUCAAUUUGUUCACAUGCCUGAUGAGAAAGCAGUAAUCGAACUAGAGAAUGGUACUCAGCUGGAGGUUCAAGGUUGUCUCCCAGCAGUUGGGUACGCUUUUGGUGCUGGUACCACUGAUGGUCCUGGUGAUUCAUUGUUUAGUCAAGCGACACAGACCAGUAACCCGUUUUGGAAUUUUGUGAGAGACUUUGUGUCAGUACCGACGAAAGACGAUGUUUCCUGUCAUGACCCUAAGCCCAUUAUGCUUAAUACAGGACGGGCUAGUCUUCCGUACGAUUGGCAACCUAAAAUAGUACCAACACAAAUAGUUACAAUUGGAGAAGUGGUACUUAUAGCAGUACCGGGAGAAUUCACAACAAUGGCCGGAAGAAGACUACGAGAAGCGGUCAAAAAAAUCAUAAUUAAUAAUUCAGGGUCAGAAAAAACGACACCAAUUAUCACAGGACAUAGCAAUCUUUAUUCAAGCUACAUAGCCACAUGGGAAGAGUACCAACUGCAAAGGUAUGAAGGUGCCUCGACCAUCUUUGGACCACGCACUCUCGAUCUUUACAUAAAUAAAUACAAGCAACUAGUGGAAGCGUUAAUGAAGAACGAAAAAUUAAACCCGGGUCCUUCCCCAACUGAACUUUUAGCAAAACAAGUGACUUGGUUACCCUCUGCCUCUUUUGAUUUGAGUCCCUUGUUCAAAAAAUUUGGGGAUUGUGUCCAGGAACCACCUCGAAGUGCUUCAAUUGGGGACACUGUUGUUGCCAAAUUUGUUGCUGGUAACCCUAGACAUGAUUCGUUACGUGGUGUUACUUUUCUUACAGUGAAAAAAUUAAUUGGCAAGGAUUGGACGGUGGUACUCACUGAUGCGAACUGGGAGACAAAGUACCACUGGGAGAGAAAUAAGCUCACAAAACAAAAUACGGCAACUAUUGAGUGGAGUAUUAAGGACGGUACUGAACGUGGGAAGUACCGAAUUGGGCACAAGGGACACUACAAAAAUAUUUUAGGAAAAAUUACACCAUAUCACGGAGCAACUAAAACUUUUAUUGUAAACUAAAAUAAACUAGCUAAUCCGUUCUUUACUCAAA
Molecule: messenger RNA, 2106 nt
Organism: Tribolium castaneum (red flour beetle)
Lineage: Eukaryota; Metazoa; Arthropoda; Insecta; Coleoptera; Tenebrionidae
Product: neutral ceramidase-like
Exons: 13
Coding region: 228-2075 (615 amino acids)
Biological process (GO): ceramide catabolic process; sphingosine biosynthetic process; long-chain fatty acid biosynthetic process
Cellular component (GO): extracellular region
Molecular function (GO): N-acylsphingosine amidohydrolase activity
Source: RefSeq, a predicted model, not a curated record